UCUUCACCAUGAUGCUGUCCUAUUAGCUCAUCGUUCUCGCCUUUGCCACUCGCAAAUUUACAUUUCUCCAAAAACCAGAAGCUAUAAAGCGGUUUCUGGGGUGAUUUUUCCUAUUCUUAUAUAAUACACCUUCUUGCUUUUCUCUUUCAUUUGUAUUCGCUUUACUAUCUUCUUGGGGCUUUUAUAUUGACAGCAUCCAGCUGGUUUUCCGAUAGAUCCUGUCUGGACCGACAAAAUCAGGCCUGUAACAUAUAAAAACCAAACUCCUAUUUUAGUACCUCUUUCACCAUCUUAGCACCAGCAUUAAGCAAUCCGCUACGAUGACUGGUAUCAUUUCGGAAGAGAAAUACCUCUACCUCCCGUCUUCCUCAUCUACCGCCGCCAACACUCCAGCGGCAACUGAAGACAAGCAAUUUGUCUUCCCUGCAAGUGGUCUUUCUCGUGCCACUAGCAAAAUCUCGGAAACGUCAACGGAUGACAAGGAAAAAGAGAAAGAUGAGUUACAGUCUGGUCAGCAGACUCCAGUUGAAAACUACUUGCCGACCUUGGAGUAUGUUCCUUCCCAGAAGGUGGUUUUAUCCAAAAGCAAGAGGAUCUUGCUGGGCACCGUCAUGAUGAGUACCACAUUCGUUGCAUCUGCCACUUUGUCUUCAUCUCUUCUUUGUAUCCCGAACUCUGCAAAGGAUUUGGGUAUCACCGAAUUGCAAGCCCAGUGGAUCAGUUCAGCCUACUCAUUGGCCAAUGGCUGUGGUCUUUUGGUAUCUGGGCGAUUGGCUGAUUUGUAUGGGAGGAAGUGGCUCUAUUUGCUCGGUAUGGCUGCUUUCUUGAUCUUGAAUGUCAUUUCUGGUGUUGUUCGAAACUAUAUCGGUAUUUGUGUUCUUCGUGCCUUCGCUGGUCUUGCUAUAUCUGUUGCCUUGCCUGCCGCGUUCGGUAUCAUCGGUGUCACUUUCGACAGUGAACCCGGAAGGACCAUCGCUUUUGCCACUUUGGCCUUAGGCUACCCUGUCGGCUCUGGACCAGGCAUGAUCAUUGCUGGUGUGAUUUCAAGUAUAAGCGCUCGCGCCUGGCAAUAUGUCUUUUUUAUUCUUGCUGGUCUUUCCUUAUUCCCUGUUGUUGGCGGUGUGUUCUCCAUACCUCCGGAGCCUUCAAAAAAACACAACGGAAACCGACAAGUCGACUGGAUGGGCGCAUUCCUCAUCACUGCUGGUUUGAGUUUGUUCAGUUUCGCACUCACUCAGAGUGGUCUGGUCGAGAAGGGGUGGAGAACACCCUAUAUUCCUGUCGUGCUUGUCAUUUCCAUUCUUUUGAUCGUACUCUACGGUUUCUGGGAGCACUUCGUCGAAAAGAAGACCUCUAUCCCUCCACUUUCAAGGCUAGCCAUUUUCUCUCGCCGGCAAUGGAAGGUCACUGCCAUCUUGGUCGUCUCUUUCUUUGCCUAUGUUCCCAUUGCUGGAUGGAUGUACCUCACAACUAUCUGGUUCCAGAACUACAAACAAGAGAGCGCUCUUAUGAACGCUGUCCACAUCUUACCUGCUCCCAUCGUUGGUGUCAUAGCUUGUGUGCUUGUUCCCCUCCUCGCCCCCAAGAUUCGAGCACCAUAUCUCUUGAUGUUCGGUGGUUUUUCGACUGCUGCCGCCAAUUGGCUCCUUGCCAUUAGACCUGAGGGUGAAAUUUAUUGGGCUCACGAAUUCUUAUCUUGUGUGUUCAACCCCUUUGGUGCCGACUUCACUGUCGGUAUUGGCUCCGUUUUGAUCUCUAACCUCGUUUCUGAGGAUGAACAAUCUCUCGCGGGAGCUCUUUUCCAGACCGCACUUCAAAUCGCCUCCACUGUUGGCGUUUGCAUCUGCAGCCUUAUGCAGACUGAAGUUACUUCCCAGUCAGGCUCCCUUCUCACAGGUCUGCGAGACACGUUCUGGAUGUCUGCUGCUUUCUCUUGGACUUCUGCUAUCAUUGCGUUCAUCACCCUCAGGAAGGUUGGCCUCGCUAAAGAUGUUGGAAAAAAAGAGUAGUACAUCUGGAAGAUAAGCUUUAUAAUACCCCUAUAGGGGAAAAUAUAUCAUAUUAGAGUUAACGGAACGGUGGUUUACGACGCUCAAGGACAAUCAAUUUCGAAACAACAAUUUUUAGAUCAAUCAAUAGACUCAAUAUGUGUUCCCAAAUCCUCAAUAGAUGCUUACUUUUGUUCGAAUCCCACAUAAUAAUCCCAUUGUACGAUACAUAUAAAUGUAUAGAGG
This is a messenger RNA of Cryptococcus deneoformans JEC21, 2234 nucleotides long. RefSeq lists its product as hypothetical. Gene Ontology annotation, cellular component: membrane. The transcript is spliced from 9 exons. Lineage: Eukaryota; Fungi; Basidiomycota; Tremellomycetes; Tremellales; Cryptococcaceae. The coding region runs from base 321 to 2009 and encodes 562 amino acids. Gene Ontology annotation, molecular function: transmembrane transporter activity. The record is from RefSeq and is a predicted model, not a curated record. Gene Ontology annotation, biological process: transmembrane transport.